Misgurnus anguillicaudatus (oriental weatherfish) is the source of this 1691-nucleotide messenger RNA. RefSeq names its product ADP-ribosylation factor-like 6 interacting protein 5a (gene arl6ip5a). Gene Ontology annotation, biological process: negative regulation of transport. Gene Ontology annotation, cellular component: membrane. NCBI's taxonomy places the organism in Eukaryota, Metazoa, Chordata, Actinopteri, Cypriniformes, Cobitidae. The record is from RefSeq and is a predicted model, not a curated record.
CCGCCUAGAAAAACUUAAAAGACAUCGCGAGAGUAAGGAAGUGACACAUAGACGGUGACAGCGGUACGGGUCCUGUCCGGUUAAAGCAGUUUAAUGGCUAAAGUAGAGAUCGCUCCUUUGAGAUCCUGGGAUGAUUUCUUUCCAGGUUCAGAUCGCUUCGCCAAACCUGACACGCGAGAUUUGGCGAAAUGGAACAACAGAGUAGUCAGCAAUCUUUUGUACUAUCAAACAAACUAUCUGCUGAUGGCGAUCAUUGUUUUUAUGGUCGUAGGGUUCUUAUAUCCCGUAAGCAUGAUUACAGGUUUAGCAGUAGUGGCUUCAGUCUUCAUGGGCUCUGUAUGGGCAGGUGAGAACAAGGCAAGGAUCAAGAGCUUCAAGAAAGAGAACCCUACCUUAUUUGUUUUCCUUGUCAUGGUGGUGAGCUACCUCCUCAUCUCACUCUUCGGUGGAGUUAUGGUGCUACUGUUUGGGAUCAAGCUACCAAUUCUCUUGAUCUUCGCACAUGCCUCACUCCGCCUCCGUAACAUGAAAAACAAACUGGAGAAUAAGAUGGAAAGUGCAGGACUCAAAAAAACACCCAUGAGUAUCAUACUUGAUGCACUGGGCCAGCAAGAAGAAAGCCUCAGUAAGAUUCAAGGCAUUCUGGAGAACACACUCAAGGAGUGAACUUUAAAAAACGGAGAUGUUUACUCCUUUUUGAGGUUCUCAUAAAUAAAUGAACUGUUUUCAGCGCAAACUGGCACAAUUUAUAAGAUCUAUUAUGUUUUCUCCAACAUGCAUGAUACAUACAAACAUUCAAAAUAUGUGUAUUUAAAAAAACAGAAUGGGAAACUGUAUUUUUCAAGCACAGAUUGUUUACAUCUCCGUUCACGUAGUCCAUAGGUCAAACAUUUGUGAAUACUUUUUUACAUUUAUUUCUCUGUGCUGUGAAAAAUAAAAAUGUUUAGAUGUGUCAUGAGAAAGUCAUUUCUUUUUGUAGCCUGAAGGAAGUGUUGCUUUAGUGUCAUCAAACACAUUUUAUAUCCAAAGUAUUAAGUAUAACGUGACAAAAAAGUCAUUGGUUUCAUGCGAUAUCCAAAUGUUUGCAGUGUGAUGUGCACAACUUUUGCACAAUAAUGUAUAAUGUUUGAGUCUACUGAGUUUUCAAUUAUGGUUAUCACCUUAAAGGCGGAGUCCAUGAUGUUUGAAAGCCAAUGUUGAUAUUUGAAAUCACCUAAACAAACACGCCCCUACCCCAAUAGAAUCUGGACCUUCUGUUGAUAGACCCGCCCCACACAUACGCAACCCGGCAUUUGAUUUGAUUGGCUAUAAGUGUGUUUUGGUAGUCGGCCCGUCUCCUUUUCCAACGCGUUUUUCAAACAUCGUGGACUCCGCCUUUAAGCCCUCAAGGUACAAGAGGUCUCUCAAUCUUUGUGAUAUUUGUUGUAUUUCCAGUAAUUACUGUAACUUACAAUAAGUGAACCUCGUUUUUGUGUGAUUUACUCCUAGAUAAUGCAAAGAACUCUCUGUGAAAAAUAACCUUGAUAUCUUGAAUAUUUACUGAGUAAGGUUGCGUCAAAGAUCAAUGUGAAAUCUAACUUUGCUACUCCUAAUCUCAAAAUUAGACAAUAAGCCUGGAUUUUACAGACAAGUUCACAUAUGUAUACAAAUCUAUGCAAAAGAUAUUGAUAAUAAAGCCAUAUUUUGUUCCA